Polistes dominula (European paper wasp) is the source of this 985-nucleotide messenger RNA. RefSeq names its product lipid transport auxiliary protein 1. The record is from RefSeq and is a predicted model, not a curated record. NCBI's taxonomy places the organism in Eukaryota, Metazoa, Arthropoda, Insecta, Hymenoptera, Vespidae.
ACAAGCAUGGCUGAAGAAUUGUCAGGUGUAACUAUAGUAAUAUUUAUAGCUGCUGGAGUAUUAACAAUAUUGUUAUUAUUCAUUUUUGCAAAACGUCAAAUAAUGAGAUUUGCUUUACGUUCACGACGUGGACCACAUAUUCCUAUUGGACACGAUGCUAAAAAGUCGUUAAAAAGAGAAAUUGAAAGACGAAUAGAGGUGAUACCAAGAAUUCAAUAUGAACCACAACUUAUAAGUGACUCCAGAUAUAUUUUAACUCCUGGCAGUCAAGUUCCGCCACAUUAUUUUAGACUGAAAGCUGUAGACGAUAUUAAAACCUUAGAAGCUGAAAUAACAAAAUAUGAUAGUUGUUUAAAAAGGCAUCCAUUUGAAAAUUUAAGAGCGUAUUUAUUAUCGACACUUGCUACACCAUUAAAUGGAAGUGGUCAACGUUUGAUUCAUCAAUUUUGUGAUUUAUAUGAACAUGCUAAACAUGAUCCAACAGAAUUUGGGGACGAAGAAUAUCAAGUAUAUACACGUUUGUUUCUUAAAUUAAUGGAUGCAGCUCGCCUUUUGAAGUCUUAUCCAAGUAGUAAAAAAUCUAGUCCAAGUCGUACACCAAUAAAGAAGAACGUAGAAACUAAAAGAAGUAUAUUAGAACCAAGAAUGCGUUUACCUGAGGAUCAGGUGUUAACCGGGUCAAGACCAAGCACAUUAACAGUAAUGGCACUGGAUAAUAGUGAAACAUCUGUUUAGCAUUAUGAGAAUCGUCACAUACAACAUAUGUGACGAGUUCAAUGUGUAUAUAAUAUAUAUAUAUAUAUAUGUGUGUGUACAUAUAAUAUUUAUCUGAUUUAAGUCUUUUUUUUUUUUAUAUUUUUGUCCAUAUAUUCAUAUAAAAAUAUAGAUAUAUAUUUAUAGCUGCUUAUCAAAUGAGUAUUGUAAGGUGAAUAUUAUAUAGCUAGAAAUUUAGAAUUAGAUAGUUCUAAUUUUUAUAUAUAAAAAA